UAUUUUCAUUUUUUUGGUAUAAACCGCCGAGAGAGGUAUCAAAAGCUACUUAGCGGAGUCCACUUCCAUCCUUUUUCUUUCGUCCGCCUCCAAUUACUCUCACACACACUUUAGACAGAAAAAAACAGUGAAACAGAGAAUAGAGAUGCCGCGGACAACAACAAUCGAGUGCCCAGGUUGCCCGCCACUUAGAGCUCUAUCUUUCGACGUACUUGGACUUGUUAAAGUAAUUGAAGCUCGAACCAAGCAAGAUGGCGUUCCGAAGGUGGUUGAAAGAUGGGGUGACCCUGAUUCCUCCAAAGCUGUCCUCGCCGCCUCUAUGGAUGACUCUAAAUCUAACCCUUUGCUAGCAGUUGCCAGGAAAAAUGGUGCAGUUGAUGUAUUGAGUCCAAUUACUGGGGAGUUGUGCUUUUCUAUUUCUAAUGAUGAUUCUAGCACAUCUCCAUUAGAUGACCCAAUUACUGGAUUGCAUUUAUUUAAAAAGCCGAGAGUGGAGUCACCUUCAAGGUCAUGCACAUUGCUUACGUGUACAAGUAAAGGGAAAGCAAGCUUGAGGAGAGUUGAUAAUUUUGCACAUGCUGGUUCCGUUUCAUGUACUAUUCAAGAAAAGUGGAAUGUGUCUGGUUCUGGUGAGAUUUGCUGUUCCAAAGUACAUGUUGAUGAAGGUUACUCUGUGUUUGGAGGGAAAGGUGUUGAAGUUAACAUGUGGGAUCUGGAGAAGGCUAGUAAAAUUUGGAGUGCAAAAUCUCCCCCGAAGAACAGCCUUGGAAUCUUUACGCCAACUUGGAUUACAUCACUGACCUUCCUAAGCAAGGAUGAUCAUCGUAAAGUUGUGGCUGGUACCAGCAAUCAUCAGGUUCGCCUCUACGAUAUAUCAGCUCAGAGAAGGCCUGUGCUAUCAGUUGAUUUCAGGGAGACACCUAUUAAAGCAGUUGCCGAAGAUUUAGAUGGGCAUACUAUUUAUGUGGGUAAUGGUUCUGGUGAUAUGGCUUCCUUCGACAUUCGUACAGGGAAGUUACUUGGAUGCUUCUUGGGGAAGUGUUCUGGAAGUAUCAGGUCCAUAGUCAGGCACCCAGAGCACUCUGUUGUAGCAUCAUGUGGGUUGGAUAGUUAUGUGCGCUUUUGGGAUAUAAAUUCCAGGCAGCUACUUUCUGCGGUGUUUCUAAAGCAACAUUUAACCAAUGUGGUAUUUGAUUCAAGCUUUUCUGAGGAAGCAUCCAUCAAUAAGAUAUCACUCCCUUCUAGUAUUAAGAAAACAGCAAUUACUGCGACAAAUCCAGGCGAAGAAGAGAAUCAAGUUUUGAAUAUGGAGCAGUUCGAGAAUGAAGAUGAUGCGGUGUCAGUAAAGAGGAAAAAAGCUUCUAAAGGAAAAAGUGAGGUGAAGAAGCUAAAAUCCAAGAAAGCAAAGAAAGUGAAGGGCGAGGUUCAUGUUGAUGUGUAAUAUGAUGGAAAGAUAAUUAUCAAGUUUUCAGAAAAGAGGUUUAACUUUCUUGCUACAGCAUUGCGCUCGAUUACAAUUUUGUAGUACUAAAGCAACUCAUUGUAAAAUCAUGCUCUCUCCAGUCUCCGUGAGCAAUGAUAAAAAACACACUCCAGAAUCGUAUUAUCUAUAUGAGGAUCAUUAGGAUGCUUUAAUUAAAUAGGGUUGGAUCGUAUUCUACUAUUUAGAGAAGACUAUAUUGUGUGUGAGUUUUAAUGGGCUUUUAUAAAGUGGUCUGAGAAAGGGAAAAAGUGGGGUACAAAGGGGUAGUAACCAAAAACGUGAUUGAUGCUCCCAUUUGUAAAUGAAUGCAACAAUGUGGGACUGUCUUCAAUAAUGUUGGUAAGUUGCUAUGGACUAUAGUCCUUUGACAGCUUUGAUGACUAGCAUAUUAUUACUUUUCAUAAUGAGAUUUUGAAUUCCUUUUUCAA
Beta vulgaris subsp. vulgaris (sugar beet) is the source of this 1911-nucleotide messenger RNA. RefSeq lists its product as uncharacterized. NCBI's taxonomy places the organism in Eukaryota, Viridiplantae, Streptophyta, Magnoliopsida, Caryophyllales, Amaranthaceae. Gene Ontology annotation, biological process: ribosomal large subunit biogenesis. The transcript has 13 exons. Gene Ontology annotation, molecular function: protein binding. The record is from RefSeq and is a predicted model, not a curated record. Gene Ontology annotation, cellular component: nucleolus; preribosome, large subunit precursor. The coding region runs from base 146 to 1441 and encodes 431 amino acids.